AUGAAAGUUUUAGAGAGAAACGUUGUGCGAUUGGUAGUUGUGCAGCACCUUCGUGCAACUUACGGGAUCAAGACAAAGAACUGGAACAAAAACAAAUCUAGCUGCAACAAAUUGACAGCUGGGAACUCGGUGAAGGUUUUUGGCGUUCCACUGGACUGUCUCCCACACUGUCAUGUGUUAGAUUACGGAGACAUACCUUGCUUCCUGGUCGAUUCCUGUACCACUCUCUUGGUACAUAUCCAGACGGAGGGUUUGUUUAGAAAAUCAGGCUCUGUGGUGCGUCUGAAGGGGCUCCGGGCUAAGCUGGACCAGGGUGAGGACUGUCUGUUCACAGCUCUCCCCUUGGACGUCGCCGGGCUUCUGAAGCAGUUCUUCCGAGAGCUUCCGGAACCCAUCGUGCCCACAGAACUCCACAGCGCCCUGCUGAAGGCCCAGGAGCUGCCCACUGAGGAAGAGCGGACCAAGGCCACGGUGCUCCUGUCCUGCGUGCUGCCCGACAGAAACUUGAACAGCCUGCGCUACUUCUUCGGUUUCUUAAAGAGCGUCGCUGAGAGAUCUGCAGAUAACAAAAUGGACAGCAGCAACCUGGCAGUCAUCUUUGCUCCAAACCUUCUUCACUGUGGAGAAGGCACAGAGAAAAUGAAUGCCAACACAGAGAAGAAACUCAAGCUCAUGGCAGCUGUGGUGCAGUGCUUCAUCGAAAACGCUCAGGAUUUGGGUGUGGUUCCACAGUUCCUCCUGGAGAGAGUCCCAGCCAUGCUUGGCUGUGAGGCUGGAGUUCUCUCACCGUCAGCCGAGGGUCAGGAGGAGAGGAACACAAACUCAGGAGUCAGAAUGAGCUGCAGGCGCAGUUUGGGAGAUAUGGUAAAUGGAGCACUGACUAAGUUAAAAUCUAGUAGAACCCCUACAAAUACACCUCAGUCUAACCAAGCAGUCUUUUCCUCAGCCACCCCUGUCAUAAUGACGCCAAACUCUAAACGGAAACUGCCGUCAGAGUCGAGCCAGAGUUACGGCUUCUCCAACAAGAAGCGCAGAUCCAUCAAAAAGAACCUGGGCCUGGAGCUUCUGCCCAACGCCCUGUUUGGAGCCAGCUCCACACCUGGAUCAGUGCAUAGUGCCUCAGGAACUUUGGACUCUUCCCAAAACGCGUCAUCGUCGACGAGGAUGACUACCAGACAGUGUGCGAGCACAGCCAGGAGAAAGAGCAAGAGACUGAGCUACAGAAACAUCAGCAGAGUGGAGUCUGGGAAGGCGGGCUGUUUCUCUCCCCGCGUGACGAAGAAAGAGGCGGCGAGGAAGUCCCUGCGUCUGCGCUUUAGCUUGGGCAGAAGCAGCAGAGACUCUAGUGUCAUUUCACAUUCAAUUCCGGUGCCAAAAGGAUCAGAAACCAUUGGUUGGCGCCUAGCAACACAAGAAAGCGUCACCGCUUUUCAUUUCACCAAAGACACUGCUUUUAGUCCAACUGUUUUAAGAGACAAGAGCGCCACCAAAGGCUCCAAGUACAUCAGUAAAUCAGAGGACAACCUGCUGACCCCUCAGUGCGACAUGGCCGCCCACCGCUCCUCCUGGAACGGAGAGACUCCGGACGAAGUCCAGGCCUACGGAGGAGACUCCUUCUCCGACACACCCAUGAGCGCCUGUCUCAAGGUUAACUACAGCUCAGAACCCGCCAUCGUCGUUAGCAAACCUCCCAUAAUGAGUCAUAUCCCAAAGUCGCUCUGCUGUGCCACCAGCGCCGAGAGCGUAGGCAGCUCCGAGUCCCUCGGUAACAGCCAAGCCGAGACCUGGACCGGAACCGGUCCCACCCUACUUAAAAUCAAAAAAGCCUUCAGCGAGUCAGGCAGCGACCUGCACGCAGUCAUACAGAACCACGGGGGCCGUUCGGAGACAGCUGGUCAGAAACGGGUGGAGGCAGUCAUCGCAGAUGACUCCGUUCUCUCUGAGACCCCGUUGCGAAAGGAGCGCUCGCACAAGAUCACCGAAGCGUCCAGAGAACCCGUGGCCGAGGAUCAGAACGUGACGUUCGGGCAGAUAGAAAUCGUACCUCUGUCUCCCUUGCAUCUAAACUCCACCCUCUUUGAAACCGGGCUUUCGGGCAGCUCAGCUCUGACAGAGAGAACCUGCGACGGUUUCCCGAGCGCCGAGGGGGAAAGCACGGUCUCCUCUGUGGACGACGAGGCGGCGGAGCCCACGAACUGCAGCAGGCUGGUCGACGCCCUCGACAUCCAGAGCCCGGCGUCCUUCAGACUGAGCCCCUUCAGAGGUGUUCAGUCCACCCCGUGCAACGCCAAAGAGCACGCUCAGAACCUUAACACUUCAUCGCGUAGUCUGACCCAAGAGUCCGCGCGAGAAGACCAGACGUUCACGUCUCCGAGGCAACAGGUGACGCGCGCGCGGAGCGACCAGGCCGUCGCGCUUGCCGCGGAAACGCGGCGGCUGAGGGUGGCGGAUCACGUCCAGCGAUUCAACAUGAUGACUCUGAACUCGCCCAGAGCGAAGGUCUCCAGGUCGCCGCUCAAGUUCCAGCGAACGCCUGUACGCCAGUCCGUGCGGAGGAUCAACUCCCUCGUGGGGGAGAGGAAGCAAUGCACGACGCAGGAAGAACACUGUGUCUCUCAGAGGGCUCCGGUCAUGAAAGCAGUCAGUCUGGAGAGUGGUCUGUGUACAGGGACACAGCUGCAGGCUAACGCCACAGAGGAUCCGACCCAAAACCCGAAAAACAUGGGGAACCCUUCCAAAACCAGACCCCCGGUCCUUCCCAGGAAACCUUCCGCGCGGUUGGCCGUAAAACAGUGCGCUCUUGGAGACGUGACCAAUACGGUUCCGCCGAGAGCGAAAAACGACCUCCCCGAAACUACCGUCAGCGCUCCGCUCGAGCCCCCCAAAUCUGUUCUGAGUCAGGUUACUGAGAGAGACACGAGCCGGUACCGCGGAUCGCCCAAAAACCCUCUGGUGGAGGGCAGAUUAGUCUCCGUCUGCAGACCCAUAGACCUCUGA
Messenger RNA from Chanos chanos (milkfish), 2997 nucleotides. RefSeq names its product Rho GTPase activating protein 11A (gene arhgap11a). Bases 1 to 2997 code for a protein of 998 amino acids. NCBI's taxonomy places the organism in Eukaryota, Metazoa, Chordata, Actinopteri, Gonorynchiformes, Chanidae. The transcript has 12 exons. The record is from RefSeq and is a predicted model, not a curated record. Gene Ontology annotation, molecular function: GTPase activator activity. Gene Ontology annotation, biological process: signal transduction.